Aspergillus melleus is the source of this 1089-nucleotide messenger RNA. RefSeq names its product isopenicillin N synthase family dioxygenase. Lineage: Eukaryota; Fungi; Ascomycota; Eurotiomycetes; Eurotiales; Aspergillaceae. Bases 1 to 1089 code for a protein of 362 amino acids. Gene Ontology annotation, molecular function: dioxygenase activity. The transcript is spliced from 6 exons. The record is from RefSeq and is a predicted model, not a curated record.
AUGUCUUCCACCGUAACAGAAUCGUUACGGCCAAGUCUACUUCUCCAAAGGGCAAAUUUUGAGAGUGUUCCUAUUGUUGAUCUCUCUAAAUUGCACUCCCCCAACAUCUGGGAGCGGCAGGAACUAGCAGAGGAGAUCGACAAAGCCUGCACCCAAGUUGGCUUCUUCUACAUUAAGAACCAUGGCAUUUCAGAGGAGCUGAUCAGUGAGAUCCAUAAUGCAGCUCGUCAAUUCUUCUCACAGUCCGACGAGGAAAAGAUGAAUGUCUACGUGGGAAAAACAAAGAACUUCCGCGGUUAUAGCCCCCUGUAUGGCGAGAAGUCGUCCAACCCCGACUUGGAAGAAAACGCCAUGGGGAACUCCCAGGGAGCUCUAUCUGAAGCAUUCGAUAUCGGAUACGAAGUAUCCGGGGACCUACGAAAGAGUUCUGGAGAUCGGCUUCCCCCCGAUAGCUUCGGGCUUCAUGGGGAGAAUCAAUGGCCAGAUGAGACUCUCGUCCCUGGCUUUCGAGCAACGUACCUGAAGUACUUUUCCGAGGCCCUUGAGCUUUCAAGAGCGUUGAUGAAGAUCUUCGCUUUGGCCCUGGGUCAGAAGGAGGAUUUCUUUGACCCGAUGGUGAGGUAUCCGGGGGUGACGUCGAGAAUGUUGCAUUACCCGCCCCAGCCUGUCCAGGGAGUAGAGAUCCCGGGGUUGGCGGCUCAUACGGACUACGAAUGCUUUACGAUCCUGGCACAGGACCGGGUUCCGGCUUUACAGGUUUUAGAUAACCGGGGCGAAUGGGUGCUUGCACCUCCUAUUCCAGGAACCUUGAUUGUCAAUAUCUCGGAUACCCUGUCUUUUUGGAGCAACAAAAGAUUCAAGUCAACUAUUCACCGGGUGGCCAACCUGUCUGGAGAAGAACGAUACUCUAUCCCGUUUUUCUUUGGUGUGGAUUACGAUACCACUAUUUCUGUCCUCAAAAACCAAGUCUCCGAUGAUAACCCUCCCUGUAAAGAGCCAUUCAAGGCCGGCGAGUACGUACGCUGGAAACUCUCCCAAGCAUACAUAGGAUAUGGUGGGGAGCCUGCUGGUAAGAGCGAAGAUGCUUGA